Molecule: messenger RNA, 2179 nt
Organism: Prosopis cineraria
Lineage: Eukaryota; Viridiplantae; Streptophyta; Magnoliopsida; Fabales; Fabaceae
Product: anthranilate synthase alpha subunit 2, chloroplastic-like
Exons: 11
Coding region: 114-1877 (587 amino acids)
Biological process (GO): L-tryptophan biosynthetic process
Molecular function (GO): anthranilate synthase activity
Source: RefSeq, a predicted model, not a curated record
AGAAACCAAUGGUGCCGCCAAAUAAAAAGGUCAGGAAACCAAAGAGGAAGAUUACUUAAUGUCACUCUCACUGCUCCAUACAGAAGUAUUUUUCGCACUCACAUGCUCUGCGUAUGGAAACCCUAAUCGGCGCAGUCGCGAGUGGACAGUUUCAACCAACUAUAGCCAUUACGUUCAACUGGGGGAGCUCGAGAUCAAGCCGGAGCCCCAAUGGCGUUUCUAUGUGUCUCCUCCCUCCUAGAUGUUCAGUCCGUGCUUCUACUUUAGCCGCGAUUCUUACGAUCCACUUCAUCCAGUUGAUAAUGCGGACAAGUUUGUUGAAGCUUCAAAAACGGGAAAUCUUAUUCCUCUAUACCGAUGUAUUUUUUCUGAUCACCUCACCCCCGUUCUUGCUUACCGGUGUUUGGUUAAGGAGGACGAGAGAGAUGCUGCUAGUUUUCUCUUUGAGUCUGCUGAACCUGGACUCCAGGUUUCCAGUAUUUGUAGUGGGAGCUCAGCCAACAAUGGAAAUUGUGGCCAAAGAGAACAUGGUUACAAUAAUGAACCAUGAGGAAGGACGCAGGACUGAAGAAAUUGUGGAGGAUCCGAUGGUGAUUCCUAGAAGAAUCAUGGAUCAGUGGAAACCUCAACUCACCGAGGAGCUUCCAGAUGCAUUUUGUGGUGGUUGGGUUGGUUAUUUUUCAUAUGAUACAGUGCGUUAUGUAGAAAAGAAGAAACUUCCAUUCUUUACUGCCCCAGCAGAUGACAGAAAUCUUCCUGAUGUUCAUCUGGGUCUUUAUGAUAAUGUGAUUGUGUUCGACCAUGUUGAGAAGAAAGCUUAUGUGAUUCAUUGGGUGCAAUUAGAUCGCUAUUCUUCUGCUGAGGAGGCUCUCAAUGAUGGAAUGAACCGAUUGGAAACACUGGUGUCCCGGGUGCAUGAUAUAAUUACCCCAAGGCUGCCAGCAGGUUCAAUAAAGUUAUACACUCAUAUUUUUGGUCCUAAGCUGGAGGCAUCAAACAUGACAAGUGAUGAAUACAAGAAGGCAGUGCUGCAGGCGAAAGAACACAUUCUAGCUGGUGAUAUUUUUCAGCUUGUACUAAGUCAGCGAUUUGAACAGAGGACAUUUGCAGACCCAUUUGAAGUCUACAGAGCACUGAGGAUUGUUAAUCCUAGUCCAUACAUGACUUAUCUACAAGCCAGAGGGUGUAUCCUUGUUGCUUCAAGUCCAGAAAUUCUUACACGAGUGAAGAAGGGGAAAAUUACCAAUCGUCCCCUUGCUGGGACUGUUAGGAGAGGGAAAACACCAAAAGAAGAUAUCAUGUUAGAGAAAGAUCUUUUGAAUGAUACGAAGCAGUGUGCAGAACACAUAAUGCUCGUUGAUUUGGGAAGGAAUGAUGUUGGGAAGGUCUCCAAACCUGGUUCUGUAAGAGUUGAAAAGCUCAUGAAUAUUGAGCGCUAUUCCCAUGUCAUGCACAUCAGUUCAACUGUCACCGGGGAGUUACUUGAUCAUUUAACAAGCUGGGAUGCACUGCGUGCUGCAUUACCUGUUGGUACAGUUAGUGGAGCGCCAAAGGUGAAAGCCAUGGAGUUGAUUGAUCAGUUGGAAGUGGCAAGACGAGGACCGUAUAGUGGUGGUUUUGGAGGCAUAUCCUUUACCGGCUCUAUGGACAUUGCUCUUGCUCUGAGGACCAUUGUUUUCCCUACCAAUACUCGUUUUGAUACAAUGUACUCGUACAAGGAUGUGAACAAACGUAGGGAAUGGAUUGCUCAUCUGCAGGCUGGAGCAGGAAUUGUGGCUGAUAGUGAUCCAGCUGAUGAGCAAAGAGAGUGUGAGAACAAAGCUGCAGCUCUUGCCCGUGCAAUUGAUCUUGCAGAGUCUUCCUUUGUUCAGAAAUGAAUUGGAUGUAUCCAUGGGUGAAAACUUCAUUACUGAAUUGUAAACUAAAAGGAAGACGUUGACUCUCGUUUAAAAUUAAUCGGAGGCAGCUACGUAAUUGCCUCAGAAGUGAGGGUUUUGCAGUCAUUUGCAGUUAAUUUUGAUGGAAAUAUGCUGUUUUUUUUUUUUUUAAUGAAAAUAUUGACCAUCAUUGAGGGUGCAUUUGGGAGUUCCCUGAAGGAAAAGAACUGUCUCCUCUAACCUUUGUUUGACAUUUAUUAUUGCAAAAUGGAUGGAAUGAAUUGUAUAUAUUUUUUUUGACA